AUGAACCAAAGAACUAAACUCAUUUCACUUGCCAUUGGAGUAUUUCUACUUAAUCCGAGUCAUUAAAAGCAGCAGAACUCUCAGUUCUGCCAGUUUAACUCAGAUUGCACAUCUGGUUGCUGCUAUUCUCAGAUGUGCUAGGAUUACAAUACUUGCUCAAUUAUGGAUUAAAUCAAAUCAUUUGAGAAUAAAAACUAUUGCAAGCUUGAUAUGGACUGUGAUGGUGGCACUACUUAGUGCUGUUUCGAUUAAAAAUGUGUAGCUUCAGAUGUAUGCCUGUAGCAUUACUAUCUGCCAUUGAUCCUCGGUCUCGUAUUUUCGAUCAUUAUUGGAUUCAUAGUCUCUAAAUUAAUUGAUAAAUGCUUAAAGUAGCAAGCCAAGAGAAUAAAAAAGGAAUUGAGGUAAAAACAAAGAAAAGCAAAUAGAAAACGAUAGAGGAAGGAAAUGCAAUAAUUACUAGGCAAGGAAGGCUAUGAAUAGUAUAAAUAAUAAAAGAAAUUGGAAAAAUCACAAAGGGAUAAAGACAGUGAUGAUGAAGAUGAGGAUCAUCAAAUUAAAGUAGAUGGCUAGUAGUUUAUUUUGCCAGAUGAAAGCUAGAAUCCUUUAAAAAGACCAAAUAACAAGGAUGAUGACUUUGAUCUGAAUGCUUUCUUAGAGGAACCAAAGAAAAAACCUCCUUAGUAAUAGAUACCACAAUAAUAGCCUAAUCCUUAGUAACAGUAGCAACCAUAGUUGUCAAGAUAAUAAUAGUAAUAGAUGCUAUAAAUGCAAAUAAUGUAACAGUAAUAUCAGCUACAGUAAGCUUAAAAGAUGCAAUAGAUGCAAUAAUAACAAUAGUAAUAAUAGCAGCAGCCGAUGCCUUUCUAAGAUAAGCUUAAACCACAAUAAGUCCCAGGAAGUUAAUCAGCUUAGAAUAGACCUCAGAAUAGUCUGAAUGCUUCUAGACUCAACAACGGUCCUUAAUUUUUUGGCAAAUAAAAUCCUAACUAAGGAAUUGUUUAGGCUUAAAAUCCCAUAUAUCCAGACUACAAACCAAAUGUGCCUAAUCCAGCUAAGAUGGAGUAAAACAUUAUAAGAAAUCCACCAGUUAAUAAUGAUAUGAACGAAAGAAGACAAAUGAUCUAAUAAAACAAAGGUGCCUUAAGCAAGCAUCUGUCCUAAAUGCCGAAAGAGCAGUGA
This is a messenger RNA of Stylonychia lemnae, 1179 nucleotides long. The record is from the annotation of a GenBank genome assembly. Lineage: Eukaryota; Ciliophora; Spirotrichea; Sporadotrichida; Oxytrichidae.